This is a messenger RNA of Microplitis demolitor, 1441 nucleotides long. RefSeq names its product thiamin pyrophosphokinase 1. Gene Ontology annotation, biological process: thiamine metabolic process; thiamine diphosphate biosynthetic process. Gene Ontology annotation, molecular function: thiamine diphosphokinase activity; thiamine binding; ATP binding. The record is from RefSeq and is a predicted model, not a curated record. The transcript has 6 exons. NCBI's taxonomy places the organism in Eukaryota, Metazoa, Arthropoda, Insecta, Hymenoptera, Braconidae. Bases 417 to 1238 code for a protein of 273 amino acids.
AAAUAGGAAAAUUUUUAACUAUCCGCCAACUUCAGGAUCAUAACUUGUCACUUAAUAACAAUAAUUAUAAUUAACAGUUAUGGAAUUUGUUAUGAAUAUGUCAAAAAUAAUAAUAGAUUUUGUUACUAGACCAGAGUUGUUUUCUUUAAAAUUAAAUCUUGACAAAGGUUAAUGUGUCAAGUUCAAGUUUUUAAACAGCAAUGGAGACCAUGUGCAAGUACAUCAGUCAAAUAGAAAAUUUUUUUUAAAUGUACCUGUCAUUUAAUUUUGAAUAUUUAAUUAUUUAAAAUAGACAGCACAUCUAUAAUGAAUUUCGUAAGAUUCACAUCAUAUAUUACAUCAUCAAAUUUUGAAAAAAAUAUUUAACGACUGGUAACGACAAUUUUUAAUAACAAAUUUUAUACUGAUAUCUAAUCAUGCAAAACGAAACGAAAUUGAAUGAAACGUUAUGGGAUCCCACAGAAAUAUUUACGUCUUCGGUAGAUUAUAAAUAUGCAAUUAUUAUUUUAAAUCAACCAAUUUUAUUUAAGAAAAAUAUUGUAUUACCUUUAUGGAAAAAAGCACAAUUUAGAAUUACUGUUGAUGGUGGUGCGAAUCAAUGGCUAAAAUAUCUGGGAACUUUAGCAGAUGAAAUAUUUUCUAAAAAAUGUAUCGAAUAUGCACCGGAUUUAAUUACAGGUGAUUUCGAUAGUAUAUUACCAGAUCACAUAAAUAAACUAAAAAAUGUUGGUGUUGAAAUCAUCACCACCAUGGAUCAAAAUCAUACUGAUUUUACCAAGUCAUUGAUGCAAUUAUCUACUAAGUGUAAACAUAAAGAUAUUCAGUUAAAGGCAGUUUAUGUAUUCGUUGAAACAGCCGGACGAUUUGAUCACAUUAUGGGUAAUAUCAAUACUUUGUACAGAAGUAAAGAAAUAAUAGAUGUUGAAACUAUAAUUCAAGUAGCGAGUAAUUCAUUAACAUGGUUAUUAAAACCCGGUUAUCAUAUUAUUAAAAUUCCUCAAGUCCUCAGAAGAACUCAUUCGUGGGUAGGCCUCAUUCCCAUUGGAUCUGUUGUUAAGACUAUUUCAACAACUGGACUAAAAUAUAAUUUAGAUAAACAUACAUUAGCUUUUGGAGACCUUGUAAGUACUUCAAACACUUAUGAUGGAUCACCAGAAGUCACAGUAACAACUGAUUCUCAUGUUAUAUGGACAAUGGGUAUUGAGUCUUUAGUUGAACUGGAAAAUGAUUCUCUUUGAAUAUUAUUUCCGAGUUUUUUUUAUUUUAUUGACUUGAACAAAACUUUUUAACUGUUUACAAUAUUAGUUUACUAUAAAUUGUUUAAAUUUUACUUUUACAAAUUUAAAAAAAAAAUUCAGCAUAUUAUAGUUUUUAUUCAAUAGUUAUUUAAAAUUUUAGCUAAACUAUUUUAUAAUUAAUUACUGUUAUUUUUUUUUUUUUG